AUGGCAAAACCGACAAUCCCCUCUGACCUUCUGAAUGUAAACGAAUAUGCGUUUGACCUGGGCACAUUCGAACUCACUAUUGCCACCAGCAGUCCCGAGGCUCAAGUCUGGUUCAACCGUGGCCUUGUUUGGACCUACGCUUUCAAUCACACAGAAGCAUGUGUCUGCUUUGAGCAGGCUAUCAAAUACGAUGAAUCAUGCGCAAUGGCCCACUGGGGUCUGGCUUUGACACUCGGUCCCAACUAUAAUCAGCCAUGGGAAGCUCAAGGAAAGGACCUUCCCGAGAUUGUCCGGCGUACCUACCAGGCAUCCCGCCGAGCAAUGGCCCUCGUCAGCGAGAACGCGCCGGUGGAAAGGGCUUUGAUUACCGCCAUCCAGUCUCGCUAUCACAGUGACAAACCGGCAUCGAUGGAGCAGUAUCGCCGUCAGAACGAAGCGUACUGUGAUGCAAUGGAAGCGGUGUAUCAACAAUUCGGAGAUGACCUGGACGUAGCUGCUCUGUAUGCCGAUGCCCUUCUGAUCUUGAGCCCGUGGAAGCUGUGGAAUUUAGUCACUGGAAAACCAAACCCAGGCACGAGAACGCUGGAUGCCAAAGCGGUCUUGGAGAAGGCACUCGCUCGUGAAGAGGCCAGACGGCACCCGGGCUUGCUGCACCUUUAUAUUCACUUGAUAGAGAUGUCACCCACACCGGAGCUCGGAUUGAUCCCGUCGGACCAUCUUCGUGAUCUGGUGCCAGACUCGGGGCAUCUCUGCCACAUGCCAUCUCACCUGGAUUUCCUUGUCGGUGACUAUCGCGCAGCAAUGAGUAGCAAUUUGCGAGCCACUACUGCAGACGAAAAAUAUAUGCAUCACCGUGGCGCGAUGGGAUUCUAUACGGUCUACCGCAUGCACAAUUACCACACGCUCAUCUACGCUGCCAUGUUCGCAGGUCGCAAGGGCGUCGCUUUGGACGCGGUGAAUCGGAUGGAGAACACAUUGCCAUUGGAGCUUUUGAAAGCGAUGCCGGAUUAUUCUGAAGUCUUCAUGUCUGUCCGAUCACACGUCAUGGUUCGAUUUGGUAUGUGGCAAGAAAUUAUCGAUCAACCAUUGCCCGAGGAUCAGGAGCUGUUUUGCGUGACCACAGCUCUAGCACACUAUGCCAAGGGCGUCGCCUACGCCGCAACGGGGGACAUCCCUAAUGCACUGGGGCAGCAAAAUCUGUUUAAACAGGCGGCGAAGCGUGUCCCAGAAAGCCGACUUGGUUUCCCAAACAGAUGCAUUGACAUUAUGGGAAUCGCCUCUGCAAUGCUGAAUGGCGAGAUUGAGUACCGUCGCGGUAAUUACCCAGCGGCCUUUCAGCAUCUGCGCCGCUCCGUGGAGCUGGAUGAUGCAUUGGGCUACAGUGAACCCUGGAGCUGGAUGCAGCCGGCGCGUCAUGCGUAUGCUGCGUUACUGCUGGAACAGAACCAUGUAGAGGAAGCAGCAGCCGUGUACCGCGCUGACCUGGGGCUUGAUGAGUCGGUCAUUCGAGCUCGCCGCCAUCCGAACAACGUGUGGGCUUUGCAAGGAUACCACGAAUGUCUCGUUCGACUAGGUCGUGACAGAGAAGCCAACAUCAUCAAGCCUCAGUUGGCGGUGGCAGUUGCAUUGGCUGAUGUGCCGAUCCAGUCAUCGUGUUUCUGUCGCACUGACAAUGACCCAGCCUCAGACGGCGAAAGACCUUGUCCAAGUAUCAAGUGCAAUAUGUAA
Messenger RNA from Penicillium oxalicum, 1728 nucleotides. RefSeq names its product tetratricopeptide repeat protein. The record is from RefSeq and is a predicted model, not a curated record. The transcript has a single exon. Gene Ontology annotation, molecular function: protein binding. The coding region runs from base 1 to 1728 and encodes 575 amino acids. Gene Ontology annotation, cellular component: intracellular anatomical structure. Lineage: Eukaryota; Fungi; Ascomycota; Eurotiomycetes; Eurotiales; Aspergillaceae.